UUCCUGGUUAACAAAUUUCAAAAAAUUAGUUAAAAUCAAUAAUAAUCCCGAUUUGUUACCUUGCUUAAAUGGAUUACGAGUACUCAGUAUGUUUUGGAUUAUUCAUGGCCAUGAAAUUACAAUUUUGUUGAAAAGUACUAUUUUUAAUUCUAACGAUGCUGCAGAUUGGCUUACACGCUGGUGGGCGUUAUUCACAUUUUCCAGCUCUGUAUCUGUGGAUACAUUUUUCUUCCUGGGUGGAAUACUUCUAAUGUAUGGUUUUCUCAAUGCGAAGGCCAAAAAAAUUCCUUUUGAUAUUACUGUAUUCUAUAUUCACCGAUAUCUCAGAUUAACUCCUGCAUAUGCAGCUGUUAUAAUCCUGUAUAUGACCUUUUUCAUAAAACUUGGUACGGGUCCUAAUUGGAAAACAGCUAAUCAAGGAUUUCAAAAUGAAUGUAAGGAGUAUUGGUGGUCAAGUUUGUUAUACAUUCAGAACUUUGUAAAUCCUGAAAAUCGUUGUAUCAGCCAAACAUGGUAUUUAUCUGUCGAUAUGCAGUUAUACAUAUUGUCUCCAUUAAUAUUAAUACCUAUUGGUAAAUGGCCCAAAAUCACUCCAUAUUUUUUUGUCGUUCUUGUAGUGUUAUUUACAGUCAUUCCUACAUGGGUAGCAUGGCAUUUUGAAAUACCUGCACUGGCGAUGAUGGCAGAUAUUCCUAACUGGCAUUUCAUAUAUUAUGCGCAAGUACAUACCAGAGCUGGUCCAUGGAUUAUUGGUUUAGUAAUGGGAUACAUUUUGUUUCAAACAAAGCACAAAAAAUGUCGAAUGAAUAAGAUUAUAGUGUCUUUAUUGUGGUUUUUAACAGCAGUAGUCAUGUUGUAUAUCAUUUUCGGAAAUUAUCCAGCGUUAGAUGACAAUUUUCACUAUAGCAAAUUGUACAAUUCCUUGUUUAUUGGAUUGCAUCGAAAUUUAUGGGCUUUAGGAUUAAGUUGGAUAGUGUUUGCUUGUAUACACGGCUACGGAGGUCCAGUGAAUUGGAUUUUGUCUUUAUCAGUAUUCCAAUUUCUUGCAAAAAUUACAUAUUGUUUAUAUUUAAUACAUAAAGCUAUACAGUACUAUAAUCGUGGCAUUGUUAGAGUACCAAUCAUCUUCUCGAAUUAUACGAUCUUAAAGUCAUUCUUCAGUACCACCUGCUUAAGUAUCUUAAUUGCGAUUAUUUGGGUGUUGUGUUUUGAAGCACCAUUUGUCGUAAUAGAUGGAGUCAUAACAAAAGCAGUUUUAAGUUUGUGGAAGAAAGCAACUCCUAAGAAGGAAUUGAAACAAGAAACUUGA
This is a messenger RNA of Chrysoperla carnea, 1309 nucleotides long. RefSeq names its product O-acyltransferase like protein-like. The transcript is spliced from 9 exons. Lineage: Eukaryota; Metazoa; Arthropoda; Insecta; Neuroptera; Chrysopidae. Bases 89 to 1309 code for a protein of 406 amino acids. Gene Ontology annotation, molecular function: acyltransferase activity, transferring groups other than amino-acyl groups. The record is from RefSeq and is a predicted model, not a curated record.